Molecule: messenger RNA, 1492 nt
Organism: Phodopus roborovskii (desert hamster)
Lineage: Eukaryota; Metazoa; Chordata; Mammalia; Rodentia; Cricetidae
Gene: Mstn
Product: myostatin
Exons: 3
Coding region: 129-1259 (376 amino acids)
Biological process (GO): SMAD protein signal transduction
Cellular component (GO): extracellular region
Molecular function (GO): cytokine activity; growth factor activity
Source: RefSeq, a predicted model, not a curated record
UACAGGACUCACUGGCGUGGCAGGUUGUCUCUCACACCGGACAUGCACUAAGAUUUUUCUUGGUAUUACUCAAAAGCAAAAGGAAGAAAUAAGAGCAAGGGGGAAAAAAAGAUUGUGCUGAUUUUAAAAUGAUGCAAAAACUGCAAAUAUGUGUUUAUAUUUACCUGUUUAUGCUGAUUACUGCUGGCCCAGUGGAUCUAAAUGAGGGCAGUGAGCGAGAAGAAAACGUGGAAAAAGAGGGGCUGUGUAAUGCAUGUGUGUGGAGACAAAACACAAGGGACUCCAGAAUAGAAGCCAUAAAAAUCCAAAUCCUCAGCAAACUCCGUCUGGAAACAGCUCCUAACAUCAGCAAAGAUGCUAUAAGACAACUUCUGCCCCGAGCUCCUCCGCUCCGGGAACUGAUCGAUCAGUACGACGUCCAGAGGGAUGAUAGCAGCGAUGGUUCUCUGGAAGAUGACGAUUAUCACGCUACGACGGAAACAAUCAUUACCAUGCCUACAGAGUCUGAUUUUCUAAUGCAAGUGGAUGGAAAACCCAAAUGUUGCUUUUUUAAAUUUAGCUCUAAAAUACAGUACAACAAAGUAGUGAAAGCCCAGCUGUGGAUCCAUCUGAGGCCAGUCAAGACUCCCACAACAGUGUUUGUGCAGAUUCUGAGGCUCAUCAAACCCAUGAAAGACGGCACAAGGCACACUGGAAUCCGAUCUCUGAAACUCGACAUGAGCCCAGGCACUGGCAUUUGGCAGAGUAUUGACGUGAAGACAGUGUUGCAAAAUUGGCUCAAACAGCCUGAAUCCAACUUAGGCAUUGAAAUCAAAGCUUUGGAUGAGAAUGGCCAUGAUCUUGCUGUAACCUUCCCAGGACCAGGGGAAGAUGGGCUGAAUCCCUUUUUAGAGGUCAAAGUAACAGACACACCCAAAAGGUCCCGAAGAGACUUUGGUCUUGACUGUGAUGAGCGCUCCACAGAAUCCCGAUGCUGCCGCUACCCCCUCACAGUGGAUUUUGAAGCAUUUGGAUGGGAUUGGAUAAUUGCACCCAAAAGAUAUAAAGCUAAUUAUUGCUCUGGAGAGUGUGAAUUUGUAUUUUUACAAAAAUAUCCCCAUACUCAUCUUGUGCAUCAAGCAAACCCCAGAGGCUCAGCAGGCCCUUGCUGCACUCCUACAAAAAUGUCUCCCAUUAACAUGCUAUAUUUUAAUGGCAAAGAACAAAUAAUAUAUGGAAAAAUUCCAGCCAUGGUAGUAGACCGGUGUGGGUGCUCAUGAGCUUUGCACUGGGUUUGGAACUUCCUAAAUCAUGAAAGGUCUCCCCCUCAAUUUUGAAACUGUGAAAUUAUGUACCACAGGCUUGGGCCUUGAGUAUGCUAUAGUAACUUAAAUACAAGCUACAGUAUAUGAACUAAAAGAGAGAAUAUAUGCAAUGGUUGGCAUUUAACCAUCAAAAUAAACCAUAGAAUAGGACAUUUUAUGAUUUCCAGAGUUUUUGAACUAGGAGGAGA